UGUACUGCUUAUUCGUUCUGCCUGUCGAUUAGAAUCUCCUGGUCACCAAAUAAAGGGAAACAAAAAAGGCGUCACCGUCAGUGUCAAAGCCUUUGUCCUUUACCUCUUCAUAUUCAAUCUUUCUCCGCUAGAGAAGAAGAAGCAAAAAGUGAGAGAACAUGGAGGAGAAGCAGCGAAUUCAGAUUCCCAGAGUGAAGCUGGGUAGUCAGGGAUUGGAGGUCUCAAGACUAGGCUUUGGAUGUGGGGGACUCUCUGGUAUCUGGAAUGCUCCUGUUCCCCAUGUAGCCGGAUGUUUACUCAUAAAGAGAGCAUUUGAGAAGGGCAUCACCUUCUUCGAUACAUCAGAUGCCUAUGGUCAUGAUCAUGACAAUGAGAUUAUGAUCGGAAAGGCUCUGAAGGACCUUCCAAGAGAGCAGAUUCAGUUAGCGACGAAAUUCGGCUUUGCAGUGGAGGAAGGUCAAGUUGCCAUCAAAGGUACUCCUGAACAUGUAAGAAAAUGCUGUGAAGGUAGUCUGAAGAGACUUGGGAUCGAUUACAUAGACUUGUACUAUCAGCACAGGGUGGAUACCACAGUGCCGAUAGAGGAUACUGUGGGAGAACUCAAGAAGCUGGUGGAGGAAGGGAAGAUAAAGUACAUUGGUUUGUCAGAAGCUAGCAUCGAUACAAUAAAGAGAGCUCAUGCCAUUCAUCCAAUCACAGCUGUGCAAAUGGAGUAUUCUCUGUGGACUCGUGAAAUUGAGGAUGAAUUAAUUCCACUUUGCAGAGAACUUGGCAUCGGGAUAGUCGCAUAUAGCCCUCUAGGCCAUGGGUUCUUUGGUGGGAAGGCGAUUGUUGAGAGCUUGCCUGUGGAGAGCCUGUUGAAUACACAUCCAAGAUUCACUGGGGAGAACUUAGAGAAGAACAAAGUUAUAUAUCAAAAAGUUGUUGACCUUGCUGCAAAGCAUGGCUGCACCGCUCCUCAACUGGCCCUAGCAUGGGUUCUUCAUCAGGGGGAUGAUGUUAUCCCUAUACCAGGGACCAGGAAAGCCGAGAACCUCGAAAACAAUAUUGGAUCAGUGGCAAUUAAGCUUAGCCAAGACGAGAUGAGAGAAAUCUGUGAAGCCGUGACCAUGAAUGAAGUAAGUGGGGAAAGAGAGUUUGAAACGUUGGCCAAGUAUUCAUGGAGAUAUGCAGAUACCCCACCAAGAUAAUGCGCGGCACGGAUAAAAGAUUGACCAUGGAUUCGCUCGAUGGAAGUGUUUCUCCCUUGUUAUUUCCGCUACUUGUUGCGAGGAGAAUAUUGCAGUGGAAGUGUGAGAUCGGUGGUCGUGAUAUCCAUAUUUCGACCUUAUAAUAAGGAGCCUUAAAAAUCAUGACAAUGGGUGAUGUAAAAGACAUUUAUUUCCCUUCGUUGUUCUUCGACUGCUUGUGUCAGAAAAUGUAGGGUAUGCCUGAAUGCUGGGAUUCAACAAGCAGGCGUGUUCUGUUUUAAGGUGAAGAUGCUUUGCCUGUGCUUUAUUCCAACCUAAUAAUUCAGCGGUUCAGCUAA
This is a messenger RNA of Eucalyptus grandis, 1528 nucleotides long. RefSeq names its product perakine reductase. NCBI's taxonomy places the organism in Eukaryota, Viridiplantae, Streptophyta, Magnoliopsida, Myrtales, Myrtaceae. The coding region runs from base 159 to 1190 and encodes 343 amino acids. The record is from RefSeq and is a predicted model, not a curated record. The transcript is spliced from 7 exons. Gene Ontology annotation, cellular component: cytoplasm.